AUAUACGAAUAUUUUCAAGUCGACUUAAAUAUUCGCGAAACCCCUGAAUACGUGUUUCCACUCUUUCAAAUCAUAAUGGUAGAAAAAACACUUUAUUUUAAAGCAAUACGGAUUUUGGCGGAGGCUUUUAAUAAACUCAACAAUUGGCCGUAGAUUUUGCAGAAGCUAUUUUCAAAAAAGUCAUAAUGGCUCAUAUUGGACGUUCGGUUAAAAAUGUGGAGGCGCCACGUCCUCUAAAAACCCAAUCGCGCACUUCGUUGAAUAAUAACUUUAUGUUGAUUGAAGAAUUAAUGCAACUGAUUGAAAAUGUAGCCAUGUCUCUUCAAUCGGGAAUUAACAACACUGAACCCAUGGCUACGUUGGCUCAAAAUUUACGUGUUCAUGGUCCACAACUGGAGACUAUGUCUAAAGACACCUUAGACCGUGCGUUUGUAGUUUUUCGCAAUGCUUCGCAGGACGAACGUUUAAAUAUUAUGACUCGUUUAAAUUUAUUAGAAUUGAUAGAAUUGCGCGCCAAAGGUUGGGAAGACAAUGGUAUCAAUUCGUAUUAUAAAACUAAACAGGCAACGAACGCAAAUGAGCUGAUCGAUGGUGGCCAGCAUCAUAUGGAUGUAAUGCAAGCAACGUUUUUGAGCACUUCCCCCACAUUUAGCGGUGCUGGAAGUACUAAUGCGACGGCGGUCGCUCUUGCCGCUGUAGGUUCUGCCACUCAGCAACAACUGCUUUUAGGGCCGGGAGAAGUUAUACGUAAUUCCGGAAAAUUCCCAAAGCCAACGCGUAUUCCUGGCAAAACCUAUUGUAAAGACGAAGUUGUUAUACGUAAUGCUGAUUCGGGCAAAGUUAUGGGCAUUAAAGGUCGUCGCGUCCAUAUGAUAGAGGAACUCAGUGAAACUGUAAUUUCUUUUCAAAGAGUGAACCCGGGUGCAAAAGAACGCUUGGUACAAAUAACAGGUCCUGCUGAAGAUAAGAUAAAUUAUGCUAAGCAAUUAAUUGAGGAUACAAUACGUAGGAAUGCCUCACCAGUACGUUUAGAUCCGGUGAUAGAUAACAGCACCGUUGGUGGCGGAGGCGGUUCAUGUUCUUCUUUGGCUUCUUCCAAUUCGGACGAAAUAGUGCAGCCGCGUACACCUGUUGCUAAUUCCUUAUCCAAUCGUUUGAGCUUCAAUUCGGCUCAAAACUUCAUGACUGCAUCAGCGGCAGCACAACAGAUGGCUCAGCAGCAUCUCAUGUCGAACGCCUCAGGCCCGAUAAACAAUGCAGUUGCAGUUGCUGCUGGUAAAUUGAUGCGCCCCAAUAUGCAAAUGUUGUUGCAUUCAUAUUCCACAAAUGAUGCUUCUUUAGGUGAAUACAAAUUUACAUGUAAUGUUGGUCAGCAUGUAAUCAAAAUCACUGGAGAUUGCUGUGAUCUUGUGAGGAUUGCAAAACUGGUCCUGGACGAUUAUUUUAGCAGUGCUGAAUUUUUAGCCUCUUUAGAAGCGGGUGCUGCUUUUGAUGGUUCUUUGGUAAGCCCAAUAACAACACCGUCCGCCACAAUGACGGCCGCACCUCAAUUUGCCGUAAGCACUCCUUUGCAAAAUAUGGCAUCACCUUUAAAUGCCGACAGCGGCAUUGGUCUUAAUUUGAUGACCCCUACAAUAGCUAAUAACAAUAGCAAUAGCAAUGCAGAAGGCGACGAUGAUGUAUUUAUAGAGGGAAAUAAUUUGACAAAAUCUUCUUCUCAAAGCAACGGAUUGUCACGCUCACGACGCAGUCAUUUUUCACGUAAAGACUCAAGCACAGAAAUAGCUGGCAGUCAGACCAAUCGCCAAAAAACCGAUACCGCAAGUGCCGAAAACACUAAUAAUACUGAACGUACACGCAUUAUCCAUCAUUACGAGCAUUUAUUGUAUUAUGCCAAGAGUCCACAUUCGUGGGCUUUACCUGCUGAUUGGCAAUACAUUUGUAAAACAUUUCCGGCUAUCGUGCGUAACAAGGACUUGCAAGAUGAAAGUAACCGUUUUGAUGGCGAAAAAUAUUUGGAAUUGGUUAAAUCGUCCAGUAAACGUAACAUAUCGGCACUUAUAGAUGAAUCAACCAAUGAUGCUGAAAAUCUAGAAAACGAAUAGCAAUCGUGACACCACUCAAACGAAUGUUUGCUCUUUCCUUUCUUCAAAGAUUUCAUAAAGAUAAAUAUGAUUUAAACCAUUAUUUGCUUAAACCAAGUAUUUAUAUACAGUGUAUUCAUAAAAAAAAAAGAAAACUAACGAACGAACCCAGUUAUAGAAGAUAAGGAGUUAAUUUUUUUCUUCCGGGACUUCUAUCUUUUAGAUAACGAAAAAAAUAUGAAAGUAGUACAU
Glossina fuscipes is the source of this 2336-nucleotide messenger RNA. It is a transcript of the gene mxt, whose product is annotated as eukaryotic translation initiation factor 4E-binding protein Mextli. Gene Ontology annotation, cellular component: RNA cap binding complex; cytoplasm. The coding region runs from base 186 to 2105 and encodes 639 amino acids. The record is from RefSeq and is a predicted model, not a curated record. Lineage: Eukaryota; Metazoa; Arthropoda; Insecta; Diptera; Glossinidae. Gene Ontology annotation, molecular function: eukaryotic initiation factor 4E binding; RNA binding; translation initiation factor activity. The transcript is spliced from 10 exons. Gene Ontology annotation, biological process: positive regulation of translation; regulation of formation of translation initiation ternary complex.